UCAAACCACACUCCAAGAACAUAAAAAUAAUAACUUUUUCCAUUCCACGAUUACCCUGGCACUCUCAGUUUCUGAGAUCUCAUAUAUAUAUACAGAUGUGUUUGUGGAAUUGAAAGGGAGAGAGACCGUUGAGUAAGAAGAAUGAGAGAAAUAUUGCACGUGCAAGGUGGGCAAUGCGGGAACCAAAUCGGUUCGAAAUUCUGGGAAGUGAUAUGCGAUGAGCACGGGAUCGACCCCACCGGAAACUUCACCGGCGAUGUGGCGUCGGAUAUCCAAUUGGAGAGGAUAAACGUGUAUUACAAUGAGGCUUCCGGCGGAAGGUAUGUUCCGAGGGCUGUGUUGAUGGAUUUGGAGCCAGGGACCAUGGAUAGCAUCAGAUCCAGCCCUUUCGGCAAGAUCUUCCGCCCUGAUAACUUCGUCUUUGGACAGUCCGGUGCCGGCAACAAUUGGGCCAAGGGACACUACACCGAAGGUGCUGAGUUGAUCGACUCUGUUCUUGAUGUCGUUCGCAAAGAGGCCGAAAACUGUGACUGCUUGCAAGGUUUUCAAGUGUGUCAUUCGCUUGGAGGUGGGACGGGAUCUGGCAUGGGAACACUGUUGAUAUCGAAGAUCAGGGAGGAGUAUCCUGACAGAAUGAUGCUUACUUUCUCUGUUUUUCCUUCUCCGAAGGUCUCUGACACGGUGGUGGAGCCCUACAAUGCUACUUUAUCCGUCCACCAACUGGUGGAAAAUGGAGAUGAGUGCAUGGUUCUUGACAAUGAAGCACUCUAUGACAUUUGCUUCAGGACCUUAAAACUCACCACCCCUAGUUUUGGUGAUCUGAACCACCUGAUAUCUGCAACCAUGAGUGGAGUGACCUGUUGCUUGAGGUUUCCUGGCCAACUGAACUCUGAUCUCAGGAAACUAGCUGUGAACUUGAUCCCAUUCCCACGUCUCCACUUCUUUAUGGUGGGGUUUGCUCCUCUCACCUCACGUGGGUCUCAACAGUACGCCUCUCUCACUGUCCCUGAACUCACCCAACAAAUGUGGGACGCCAAGAACAUGAUGUGUGCUGCCGAUCCCCGCCAUGGACGCUAUUUGACAGCAUCAGCAAUGUUCAGGGGAAAAAUGAGCACCAAAGAGGUUGAUGAGCAACUGAUCAACGUGCAGAACAAGAACUCGUCAUACUUCGUUGAGUGGAUACCCAACAACGUGAAGUCAAGUGUGUGUGACAUCCCUCCCAAGAACUUGAAGAUGUCAAGCACUUUCAUUGGUAACUCCACUUCAAUUCAGGAAAUGUUCAGAAGGGUGAGUGAGCAAUUCACUGCAAUGUACCGACGCAAGGCCUUCUUGCACUGGUACACAGGGGAAGGAAUGGACGAAAUGGAGUUUACUGAGGCAGAGAGCAACAUGAACGAUUUGGUGGCAGAGUACCAACAAUAUCAGGAUGCAACAGUUGAUGAAGAUGAUGACUAUGAAGAGGGUGAGGGUGAAGAGGAUCAUAAUUUCGAGUAGUAAGGAUUGAUCAUUACUAUAAACUCAUUAAGCCUCUUCCUUUUCUUUACUUCUGCACUUGCUGUGUUAGUCGUGUUAUUCCUUACUUUUUAUAUGUGCCUUGUAGACCAUAUUGUUCAUUGUUCAUUGUUCUAUACUUAAUCCAAGUGCAUGAAUAAGAACAAGUUUUUUUUAUCUACAA
This is a messenger RNA of Vigna umbellata (rice bean), 1675 nucleotides long. Its product is annotated as tubulin beta chain-like. Gene Ontology annotation, biological process: microtubule-based process. The record is from RefSeq and is a predicted model, not a curated record. Gene Ontology annotation, molecular function: GTPase activity; structural constituent of cytoskeleton; GTP binding. Gene Ontology annotation, cellular component: microtubule. NCBI's taxonomy places the organism in Eukaryota, Viridiplantae, Streptophyta, Magnoliopsida, Fabales, Fabaceae.